AUGACUGCUUUCAAGGCUUCCACUUGCUGCCGCCAGGGCGAAUCUGCCGAGUGUGCUUGUGCCCAGCAAGCUACUUGCAGCUGUGGCCAGAAGCCCGCUCUUCACUGCACCUGCGACAAGGCCAGCACCGAGAACUCCAUCCAAGCCGGUGCUCGCUGCUCAUGCCGUGCUCGUCCUGCCGGUGAAUGCACUUGCCAGCGCGCUGCGACCGAGAACGUUCGCCCUGCCGGUGCCACCUGUGCUUGCGGUGUCCGUCCCGCCGAUGCCUGCACCUGUGAGAAGGCUGCCGACGGCGACUUCAACCCUGCCAACGAGGUUGACUUUACUACCCGCAAGUAG
This is a messenger RNA of Akanthomyces muscarius, 339 nucleotides long. RefSeq lists its product as uncharacterized. The record is from RefSeq and is a predicted model, not a curated record. Bases 1 to 339 code for a protein of 112 amino acids. NCBI's taxonomy places the organism in Eukaryota, Fungi, Ascomycota, Sordariomycetes, Hypocreales, Cordycipitaceae. The transcript has 2 exons.